Zonotrichia leucophrys gambelii is the source of this 1786-nucleotide messenger RNA. RefSeq names its product DEAD-box helicase 28 (gene DDX28). The record is from RefSeq and is a predicted model, not a curated record. NCBI's taxonomy places the organism in Eukaryota, Metazoa, Chordata, Aves, Passeriformes, Passerellidae. The transcript has a single exon. The coding region runs from base 16 to 1647 and encodes 543 amino acids. Gene Ontology annotation, molecular function: RNA helicase activity; mRNA binding; ATP binding.
CACGUGGGGACCGCGAUGGCGCUGGGCCGGGCAGGGCUCGCCCUCCCGCUGCUGCUGCCGCGGCGGCCGGCGGGCAGCGGGACAGCGGCGGCGGCGGGGAGCCCGCAGCCCCCCGGGGCCGUGGUGCGCGUCCCCUGGGCCCUGCGGCAGCGCCUGCAGCGGGGCGCGCAGCGCCGGCGGCGCGAGCAGCGGGAGGCGGCGGCGCCGCGUUCCGGGAAGCUGCUGCUGCGGAGCCGGCGGCCGGAGCUGAGCCAGCCCCGCUGGCAGACUGUGGGGCGCUGGGAGCAGCCGCCGCUGGUGUCGGCGGGAUGGAAGCACCGGAAGGCGUACGGGGAUUACUUCCAGCUAGAACCCUCGCAGCAGGCGGCUCCCGCCGUGCAGGCGCUGCCGGCUGAGGGGGGACAGGGCCCGACCUUCGCCGAGCUGGGGCUGCAGCCGGCGCUGCUGGCCGGCCUGGAGCGGCUCUCCAUCGGCCGGCCCACGGCCGUGCAGCGCCUCGCCAUCCCCGCGCUGCGCCGCGGCCGCAGCGCGCUGUGCGCUGCCGAGACGGGCAGCGGGAAGACUCUGGCGUACCUGCUGCCGCUGCUGGAGCGCCUGCUCGGCCGCCCCGAGGCGCCGGCAGCGGAGGCGGCGGCGGGGCCGGCGGCGCCCCGCGGGCUGGUGGUGCUGCCGUCGCGGGAGCUGGCGGCGCAGGUGGGCGCGGUGGCGGCGGCGCUGUGCGCGCCCGCGGGGCUGGCGGUGCGCGGCCUCACGGGCGGCGGGGCCGCGGGCGGGCUGCGGAGGCAGCUGCGGGCGCCGCCGCCGGGCCCCGCCGUGCUGCUGGGCACCCCCGGCGCGCUGCGGGAGGCGCUGCGGCGGCGCUUCCUGGCCCUGGAGAGGCUGCGCUGGAUGGUGCUGGACGAGGCGGACUCGCUGAUGGACGAGUCCUUCACGGAGUUGCUGGAGGAGAUCCUGGCACACGCGCCCCUGGCCGCCGGCGCUCCCGGGCCGGCCGGGCCCGACGAGGAGAGGACGCAGGUGGUCGUGGUCGGAGCCACCUUCCCCGCGGGGCUCAGCGAGACGCUGGCGAAGUUCACUGACGUGGGCCGGUUUGUCACCCUCAGCACCCAGAGCCUGCACCGCCUGCCGCCUCACGUCCAGCAGAAGUUUGUCCGCCUCAAAGGCCGGGACAAGCUGCCCGAAUUGCUGCAGCUGCUCAAGGAGCGCCCAUCAUCAGGCGGGGCUGUUCUCAUCUUCUGCAACAGUGCCAGCACCGUCAACUGGCUGGGCUAUAUCCUGGACGACCACAGAAUCAAGCACCUGAGGCUGCAGGGGCAGAUGUCGGCGGCUGCUAGAGCCGGCAUCUUCGCCUCUUUCCAGAAAGGUGAUGUGUCUGUCCUUGUCUGCACUGACCUUGCCUCCCGGGGGCUGGACACCAGCAGUGUGCAGCUGGUGGUCAACUAUGACUUCCCGGACACCCUGCAGGACUACCUGCACCGUGCCGGGAGAGUCGGCCGGGUCGGGAGCAAGGCACCCGGAGCUGUGGUUAGUUUUGUCACCCAUCGGUGGGACGUGGACCUGGUACGGAAAAUAGAGACUGCAGCCCGGAAAAGGACGGGUCUCCCAGGAAUGGACUCUAUUAAUAAACCUUCUCCUAAUGCAGGUUGAUUCAGGUUGCCCGGCAUUCCCUGGUAGGGGCUUCCCUUGAGGCCGUUAAGGCAGAGUGGAUGAGCUGCUUUGUGUAAGGCAGAUUGAAAGAAUAGAGCUGAGUUUCAGAACCAGGUGAUCAGGUUAACUUUGUGCACUG